ACUCCCUAUGUCCCUUCACACCCAAAAUAACAAAGAUGGCCAAGUUUACACUUGUGCUCCUUUUUUGCACUCUUGUUUGCACUGCCACUGCAAGGAAGCUAGCUUCCCAUAAUGCUGCCUUUAAGGAGCAAAAGACAUAUUUUCACCAUGGAGGGGGACUUGGAGUUGGAGGUGGUGGUGGUGGAGGUUUAGGUGGAGGAGGUGGGCUUGGUGGUGGAGCUGGGCUUGGAGGUGGUGCUGGGCUAGGUGGUGGUGCAGGACUUGGUGGAGGAGGUGGUGGUGGGUUUGGUGGAGGAGGAGGUGGUGGACUUGGUGGUGGAGUUGGUGGAGGAGCUGGUGGAGGAUUUGGAGGAGGAGUUGGUGCAGGUGGUGGUGCUGGAGGUGGUGGAGGAUUUGGAGGUGGUGGGGGUUUUGGAGGUGGAGGUGGUCUUGGAGGUGGAGGUGGAGCUGGUGGUGGUUUUGGAGCAGGUGCAGGCGUUGGUAUUGGUGGUGGAUUCCCUUGAACUCUCAUGAACUUGUUAUUCUUAAAUAUUUUUAAUGCUUUAUGUAUUGCAGUAUUGCACCAGUGCUAGUGUAACACUGGCUUGCUUGUUUUCUUUUUCAUCAAGUUGUGUAUUUUCAUGUUUAUGUUAUCCCUGUGAUGAAAUUAAUAAGCUUCAUGAUGUAAUAAGUUCUUUUCUUCAAAUAAUAUAAUGUUUCAUUUCUUCAGACUA
Molecule: messenger RNA, 713 nt
Organism: Dioscorea cayenensis subsp. rotundata (Guinea yam)
Lineage: Eukaryota; Viridiplantae; Streptophyta; Magnoliopsida; Dioscoreales; Dioscoreaceae
Product: glycine-rich protein 23-like
Exons: 1
Coding region: 36-503 (155 amino acids)
Source: RefSeq, a predicted model, not a curated record